GUGCACCGCUGCUCCCGCACCACUUCUCUCUCGCCGCUGUCUUUUUCCGUGGCGUCUGCGUUGCCGUCGGGAUGUCUCUUGAGCUACUCGGCCGGUUCUCUGCACUUUCACAUACGUUUCCUGAAAUGAUGAUUUGUGAAGAGGAAGAGACAUACGACGGUGAGCCUGCUAGUACUUUGGCUAGAAAAGGGGAGCUGCACCUGGACCUAGUUUCAGCCGUUAAAGGACUACAUGCUCUUAAUUCUCAAGAGCUAAGCAGGUUGAUCAGGGAUGCUGUCAACAAUAUUAUAAGACAUACUACUCCCGAUGGAUCAAAUGUGCAGGUUGAUUUGGAAAAACUCACUAGACACCUUGGUUUGCACCUAAUUGCGGUGGUCAUGGCACGGGAAACAAAUGAAGCACUGCUCAAAUACUUGUUAUCUGGUUUUCAGCUUUUGUACGCCUUGAGUGAUAUAGCAUCUCGGCAUCCUAAAAUUGAAGAGAUAUUGUUUGAUGAUAUUAAAAUAUCGGAACAGCUACUUGAUCUGGUCUUUUAUUCUCUAAUCAUACUUUGUACUCAAAGUCAGAAAAUUCAGGAUUCAAAUGACAUGGUUCUUUUGCACUCCACUCUAGUUGCUUCCAGCUUGUAUGUAUUGACAGCCUGUAUUUCUUCACAAUGGAAUGAAUUAGCUCAAGUUUUUCUGGCAUACAAUAAGGUUGAUAUAUUCAUGGAUGCUACAUUUGCUGCCCUUUGCACUGAUAUAAAGUCUCUUCAGAGCAGUCUGUCAGUUGAAUAUUCUGAUUCUUGUGCUGAAUCUACUUCUAAGGCUGUAGAAAUAUUGCAUCAUUUGUGCCAGCAGUGCGAGGCCUCUCUACAGUUUAUUCAGUCACUAUGCCAGCAAAAAGUGUUCCGCGAUCGACUUCUUAAGAAUAAGGAGCUAUGCAGUAACGGUGGGAUUCUUUUUUUGGCUCAAUCCAUCAUGAGCUUAAACAUAUCUUCACUGUUCCUGGAGUCUUCUUCUAUCGUAGCAUCUGUUUCUAGACUAAAAUCUAAAAUUUUGUCUAUUUUGUUGAACCUCUGUGAAUCGGAGUGCGUCUCUUAUUUGGAUGAGGUUGCGAGCACUCCUACAAGCCUUGAAUUGGCAAAGUCUGUUGCUUUUAAGGUUCUUGAGUUAUUGAAGAACACAUUUGAAAGGAAAUCCCAACAACCUUAUGCUUUGUCUGAGAAAACCUACCCAAGUGGACUAUUGCAACUCAAUGCAAUGCGACUGACUGAAAUAUUCUCCGAUGAUUCAAAUUUCCGGUCCUAUAUCACAACACACUUUACAGAGAUUUUGUCAGCCAUCUUGUAUCCUUGCCAUGAAGAAUUUUUGUCUUGUUGGUGUUCAUCCGACCUUCCUGUUCGGGAGGAAGAUGCUACUCUAGAGUAUGUUCCAUUUGCCGCUGCUGGGUGGCUGUUCAGUUUUUUUUCAUCGUAUCAGUUGAUUGGGGCUUCUUCAGAAUUAACGUUGCUCCCUUGCAAUGUAUCUAGAGUACCCUCUGGACACCAGAGAACUUCCUUAUUGGUGAAAAUUAUUGCAAAUCUUCACUGUUUUGUUCCCGACAUCUGUAAAGAUGAUAAGGAUCUUUUCCUUAAAAAGUUUCAUGAGUGCUUGCAAAAUGAACCAAGCAAAUCAGCUGUAAGUUUUACAUCUAUCUGUUAUGCUGAAAAGGUGGCUGUUAUUUGCAAAAACCUAGGUUCACUUCUGAGUCAUGCAGAAACCUUAAUUCCUUCUUUUCUUAAUGAGGAGGAUGUGCAACUUUUAAGCGUGUUCAUUACUCAGUUAGAGUCUCUGUUUGUUCCCGCCAAAGUCGAAGAGCAUCAAAUUCCUAUAAAAAUUGAAGAACAUAGAGUUCAGGAGGCUCAAAGUGAAGUAGGAGGCUCGUUCCCACAACUGAGGAUUGUGGACCCACCAGACCUCACUAACAAAAGGGCGGAUAUCAGGGAAGAUAAAUUGGAUAUAUCAUCUUGUCUAGAAGUGGACCAGCACAAAAUCGGUGGCAGUGGCCCAUGUAAACCUGCUCAUGUGGAAAUCAAGAAAGCUGAAUCUAUUUGGGGUGGAGUUAAAGUCAUAGAGUUGGAGAAAGAAGCAGACUAUUUUGAGGCAAAUGAAUCAGAUUCCAACUCGAAACCAGAGAAGAACUCUACCACUAAUCAAGUGAUAAACCAUAUUGAACACAUCAAGGGAGAUAGAGUGGGACAUGUGAGAGAUGAUGAAAUGGCAGAGAGUGCACAGCAUGAAGCAAUUCCUCACAGGAAAAGAAAGCGUACCAUAAUGAAUGCUAAACAAUUAAGUAUUAUAGAGAGUGCCCUCAUGUUGGAACCUGGGUUGCAGCGAAAUAAAGGUUCUUUAGAUUUCUGGGCUAAUGAAUUAUGUGUCCAUGGUCCUGAGGUUUCAAGAGCCCAGCUUAAAAAUUGGCUGAAUAACCGAAAAGCAAAGCUUGCUCGCGCUGUUAAGGAUGGAUGUAUGUCAUCUGAAGGAGACAAUCCUCCUGAGAAACAGGGCGGCACUGUAUUAACCCAUCCAUUAGAUUCAGCUGGCGACCCUGCUGAUGAUAUCACCUCGAGAGAUACUGUUGCUAAUGGGAACUCAAGAACUGUGACUGGAUCCAGUCAAUCGACCAAGUGCCAGCCAGGCCAGUACGUCAUGCUCUUAAAUGACAAAAAUGAAGAGAUUGGAAAAGCAAAGGUUUUUCAGGUUAGUGGCAAAUGGCAUGGGAAGGAUGUGGAUGAGCUGGGAACAUGUGUUGUGGACAUUGUUGAUCUGAAAGUUGAUAGAUUAUCUUGGCUUCCAUACCCUUCUGAAGUCACAGGUACCUCAUUUGAACAAGCCGAAAGAAAAUUCGGGUUCAUGAGAGUCAUGUGGGAUUCAACCAAUCUAUUUGGGUUGCCUCGGUGAAACAACGCACCCUUUUUUAUGGGAAGGGCACACUAAUUUUGGGAAAAAAAGACUGAGCGGUUAGAGCAAGGAACGCCGACUCGGAGACUCAUGGUGGGUGGGUGCUUGAUGCAGAAACAGAGUGAAGGACUGAAUACCAACUGGUAAGGUUUUCUGUUUUCGAAUGUUUCAUCUCAUGAAAAUGACCAAACAUUUGAGACUGGACAAGACAAUGAAGUGUUGUUUUGUUG
This is a messenger RNA of Cuscuta campestris, 3148 nucleotides long. The record is from the annotation of a GenBank genome assembly. Lineage: Eukaryota; Viridiplantae; Streptophyta; Magnoliopsida; Solanales; Convolvulaceae.